UCCAAAGUUGGCGUAAACAUGAAAUAACGAAAUGUAAUGAACUGGACAGUCAAAUAAGUUUGCUUUCUCAAUAGAAUCUAGCAAACAGACACCAAUAAUGAAUUCAUUAAUGGGAGGGGGGAUUGUACACUGUACACUGCUCGGGGCACGCCAAAACUAACCUCUUAAGUCAAUUGCGCAAAAUAAGCCGAAAUCUUUCUUGUUCGGUUAGUAACACUAAUGUGAAUUUGAUAUCGGUUUAUAUAUACAUACACGUUAACCGGUAUCAGAAACACUCCACGAAUCGGGAGCUUGCCUUCUUUCGAGACCACACCCUGAAAAUAGGCUUGUUGUUUCAACUAGCGAAUGUGGACGACCUACCUUGCUUGUGUCAGCGAAACGAGUUCAGAAACUUUUAAGAAUUUUGAAACUCUGAAACCGAGGAUUCCUGUUAGAAGAAUAAAUAUGGAGUGCGUGUGUUUGCUUUAAAGUUUUCCAGCUGGUUUCCGUUGCUGCUUUCAUUAGAAGAAGAAGAAGAAGAAGAAGAAGAAGAAGAAGAAGAAGAAGAAGACGAAGAUUUGCUACUGCCACUGCCAUGGACUGGAAGACACUCCAAGGCCUCCUGAGUGGGGUCAACAAGUACUCCACGGCGUUCGGCCGCAUCUGGCUGUCCGUGGUCUUUGUGUUCCGAGUCAUGGUGUACGUGGUGGCGGCCGAGAAGGUGUGGGGCGACGAGCAGAAGGAUUUUGACUGCAACACCAAGCAGCCCGGCUGCACCAACGUCUGCUACGACUAUUUUUUCCCCAUCUCCCACAUCCGCCUGUGGGCCCUGCAGCUCAUCUUCGUCACCUGCCCCUCACUGCUCGUGGUCAUGCACGUGGCCUACAGGGAGGUCCGCGAGAAGAAGCACAAGCAGGAGCAUGGAGAGAACUGCUCCAACCUGUACCAGAACACAGGGAAGAAGCACGGCGGGCUGUGGUGGACCUACUUGCUCAGCCUCUUCGCCAAGUUGGGCAUCGAAAUAGGCUUCCUCUACAUCCUCCACCACAUUUACGACAGCUUCUACCUGCCACGCCUGGUGAAGUGCGAGGUCCUACCCUGCCCCAACGUGGUGGAUUGCUACAUCGGCCGGCCGACGGAGAAGAAGGUCUUCACCUACUUCAUGGUGGGUGCCUCUGCCCUCUGCAUCCUGCUGAGCGUUUGUGAGAUCAUCUAUCUCAUCACCAAGCGAGUCCUGCGCUGCAGCAGGAAGCUGAAGAACAAAAGCAAGAGGAACUCAGUGGCCUACAGCAAAGCCUCCACCUGCACGUGUCACCACAAGAUGACACCCCUGGACUUGAAGCCUGCCCUCAAAGGCACGGAGCUGCGGGCGUCCGCUCCCAACCUCUUUUUCGGUCAAUGAAACAUUUUUCAAAGAGCUAUCCAAUGAUUUUUGCCAGAUCAUUUUUCUCCUGUCCCCUUCUGUUCUCUGUCCUACUGAUCAAUUUCCAUGUUUAAUAAAACUCUCCUGUAAGGUUCUGUCAUGGUAAAACUAAUAAUCCAGAUCAACGGACUUCAUUUCGUCCAUGGUCGGUGUCCCGACAAUGGGUACCUAUAAUAAAGGAAGAAGAUAGGCAGAUUGUCCACUGUUGACUAUGGUCAGAGAUUAUGCAAGAACUAACGAGGUACCUUAAUUGUUCAUCUAUAUAAGGUCUUAAGAGCAGGGAAAGCAGUUAAUUGCAUACUGUAGCUUCCAAUUACCAGAAUAAAAAAAAAAGGUUUCAUACAAAUGUAUUCUACUUAACAACCUUGUUCAUUUAAUGAACUUCAGAAAACGAUAUAUCAGGCCUUAGCAGAACUUGAAUUUAUGAAAUAUGACCCUGCAGUUUCCUUCCUCAUCGUGACCGUGGCCGCUCCACGGGAAUGCAGGAGAGAGGUGGAGUUUUUAAAACCUUUCUGUGGUUUAGUGGGAGCCUGAUCUAGUGCGAUGAGUCUGUCACAAGAUGAUUGUACUCAAGCAGAUUGGGCUCGUCAUUUCAGAUGCCUGUGGUGUAACAUCCAGACACUCAGUGAUACUGCCUGAGCUAGGAUUUCUCAAGUGGAGAGUCAGGGAGCAGAGCUACAGGAAAGUAAAACCCAGCUGUGGGAGAGAAUGUUUCCUUCAAAAUCUGUUUUGUUGAAUGGAAUCCAAUGCGGAACAUUAAAAUUCCCUUCAGUUUAACAUGCAUAGUUUUAUACCUUCCAAAAUGAUAUUGUUUUAUUAUUGUUAUUAUAAAUAUGUUAAUGUUCAUAUAUUAUAAAUAUGUUAAUGUUCAUAUUGUAAUAGCCUCUGGUAAUAAGGUAUUUAAUUGUUUAAUGGGUGUGCAGGUUUUAUUUUCACAUUGGUCCACUACAAAUACAAAUAUAACAUGAAUGAAUGAAAUGCGCAGGUUUGCUUAGUACUAUAUAAUCCCUUGUAUGUAUCAUGUAUGUAUCACAGUACUUAGAUUAAUUAGUUUACAUAUUUCAUAUUUGUAUAUAUAUAUAUAUUUUGCAUAAAGUUGCCAAGUUAGAAAUAUCAGUAAAUAACUUCUAAUUUGAAAAACAAUGCACAAAAUAUGAAUGUGGAAGUCUCACUGCCAUCCACUUUCAGUGGAAUUCCAAAUCUUAUCACUACAUUUGUCUCCUGUAAUUAUUGACUAAGUAAACAGGACUAGAAUGUCAACAGCCGUACUGCAGUCUGUGCUCUUAUCUGUAUUGACAAUUUCAAUGUUUCUCUUGCAGGGAAAAUAUGGGGUUUCUGCUCACUUGUACUAACAGUCUGGCUAGUUCAUUGUGAAGAGCAGUAGGUAAGCUGUACAGCAAUUGAGUUUUAUGAAUCUGGAAGCUGCCCUUCUCAAGUCCUGUGUGCCUGGUACUCUUGUGUUGUUAAACCUUUCUGCCAAUGCAAACAAGUCUUAUCAAGAACAAAGUCAUUGCUCUACUCUGAAGCAAUUAACAAUCUCAGCGGUGCAGGAAUCGCGAGGGCUGAAGAUGUUGUGCCAGAUAAAAAAGAUUGUUUCUACACCGUGUUUGUUUUUGUUUUUUUUGUGUAUUUUACUGUAAUGGGAAAGUUGAUUCAUUUCGCCACUCUUAAUGUAACUUGGGUUCUUGUGUUUUGGAGGAUAAAGCUGAAGCCCAAAUCAAUGGCUCGCUGUGUAAAGAGAUGAACUGGUAUUGUGUGUGGUAUCAGAGAGUCCUCUAUAUAUUAGUGUAUAGUGUGCUGUACCAUGUUCACUUAUGCAGGUCUUGUAAACCUUUCCUAUGGAAAUGUAUGUACCAAAUGGAUUUACACAUUUUUAACUUUUGUACUUAACUGAUGAAAAUAUCUCCAAUAAAAAUUGUGUCUGGGUUUUGAAA
This is a messenger RNA of Acipenser ruthenus (sterlet), 3336 nucleotides long. Its product is annotated as gap junction beta-3 protein-like. The record is from RefSeq and is a predicted model, not a curated record. Bases 575 to 1381 code for a protein of 268 amino acids. The transcript is spliced from 2 exons. Gene Ontology annotation, biological process: cell communication. Gene Ontology annotation, cellular component: connexin complex. NCBI's taxonomy places the organism in Eukaryota, Metazoa, Chordata, Actinopteri, Acipenseriformes, Acipenseridae.